AUGAUUGAGCGUGAAAGACAACAUUUGGCAAGUAUAUAUGGCUUCCAUCCAUGGUCAUCCAUUUGUGACCCGAGUGUUCCGUGGUCUUGUCACGCUUUGCCUCAGCAUGAAGAUUUUUCACAUCAUGAGUACGAGAGACGGGGCAUGGAACCUGCCCCUGGGAUGUCACUCAUGGCACCGUCAGAGAGUAGCAACAGUCACCAGGAGCACAGCGAAGGUAAUUUAAAAGUGUGUUUGCACGAAUCAGGCUAUAUGAGACAAAAAUAUAAUUAAUAAGAUGUUGAUGUAUAUUCGCAACUAAACGAAGGUGUAAAACAACUCCUUCUUCUCUUCCCCCCCCCCCCAAAAAAAAAAAACAUAACUCACAUCUAGAUCUUCAAUUGCGUGAACUACCCAAUGGUUGCGUGUGCAUUCAAACCAGUUGCGUUGAGCUUGAGCCCGCGAUCAGAAAACGUCACCUCGUUCAAAUUUUUCCCGAAAAUUACGAAAAUAAAGUAAACCAACUGCCUAGAGAAUCCAUCAGAAUUUCCACACUAACUUUACUGUUUCAUGUGCUUUGACGAAUUUUCAGUGAGGCUGAAAGAGGAAAAUGACGAGGAGCAACGCGAGUCGCAGUACGCUACCAAAGAAAGAGAGGUCGUUAAAACAGAAAGAGAUAAACCAAUUCUUCACCGAACUGACAUUGAGAAUGAUCAUGAAGACGACCUGGAUGAGUUUGAAACUAACAUCCAAGAGACCAGCUUCCUUGAUGACAACACUUUUAGCAGCAAAAACAUCAACAACAACAACAACAACUACAACAACAAAGACAACGAAAACGACACCCCUGAAACAGACAGCAAAAAUUUCAAUAACAAUUCAGAAAAUACCUGCUACAACAGUGGAAGUGAAAGUGGCAAAGAUGAAAACGAUUCCCAAGCAAAUCAGAAAAGAAAAAUACGAAGAAACAGGACAACAUUUUCUCCCGAACAACUGGAGAUGCUUGAGAAGGAAUUUGAAAAGUCGCAUUACCCAGACGUAGCUACGAGAGAGGAGCUUGCAAAUAAGAUUGAAAUGUCGGAAGCCCGUGUACAGGUUAGACUGAAUCCUUUUAAAACAUAACUGUAACUGUCCUUUUUCUCUUUUAGUAAUUCUUCUCAUUGUCUGUCAUACAAUUUUUAUAAUGAUAAUUCGGAGGACUUGGUAUUGGAUCUACGAAUAAUCCCCUAGUCUGAAAUUUUUCUCUAUUCUCACCACUUGUCUGUUUAAAAUAGUAUUGAUAUUGUAAGGAUAAAUUCUGCUUUGCUCACCCAUGGGAGUUUUAGGGGAAAGUCUAACUGUCCAAAAUAUUUUUCAGAUUAUCUGACAGAUUGCAACAUGUACAAGAGAAUCACAUUGGAACGCUCUGCCAAUAUGCAGAACUUUCUAAUGAAGCUAUUCAUUUCGUUCUGCAUUUGACUUAAAUGCACAAGCAACUACUCAGUAACUCUGCCACUCACAAGAUAUUUUGUUUGUUGCUUUUCAGGUCUGGUUCUCCAAUCGUCGAGCUAAAUGGCGUCGUCAUCAGAAAAUUAAUAGCUUACCGCACAUACGUCAUUCACUGUUGGGUGGAUGUUACCCUAUGUGCACAGAAUGUGACAUGGCUGAUCAACAGUGUACCAUGAUACCUGGUCCUUACAGUCCGCCGAUGAACUCUCUGAGCCUUCUGUCACCGAACGCUGACCGAAUAAGUUCAUCGUCAACUUCCAUAUUAGGAGGUGAAAAUGCUGUGAGAUCUUGUUCACCCAAGGACUGCACUUGCUCGCGAGUUUGAGCUUGACUUUUUGUUAAAAAUAAAAUAGAAUGGUGGUCCUAUUUUGUAAAUAGCUUCCAGGGGUUUUUCAGGUUUCUAUGGUAAAAUUAGAGAAAAUGUGUGCGUUUGGUUUUGCGAUUUUAUGGACAGCCUGAUGAUGCAUUAGGUUUGCGAUAUCAGAUUAAUGUAAAUACCAGGACGAAAAAUAAAGCAUUUCAUUCCAAGUAUGAUUACGAAAUUCCAUUGAAAAUUUCGCUUAUGAGAUUUUCAAAGCGUGAUACUAAUUUAUCCUAGACUAGUGUUUGUGAUUCUUGUACAGAAAUAAAGGGAAUAAAAACUAUGAAAAUUUUCACACGUCUUUUGAAGUGUACGUUAUUAAUUUCCUUCGAGCAGCAGCGUUUCGCGGAGCCGCGAAUAGUGUCAAGAUCAUGGACGCCUUGCCAUAAAACUGUUCUUUGGCGCUUUAAUUUGUCUUAAGAUAUAUAAAAUUGUUUUAAAGGGUGUUUCAAUCGAAUUCGGCGAGGCCACCGUUUCCAUUCUGUGAGAUAUCAGCACACUGACUCAACAACAACAUACAGCCUGUCGUCGGAUCAUCUGCGGAUAAUGAUAUGGAUAUUGGUGCCUCUAACAACUGAAAACGCAAAUGGGCAAAUGAUAGGUAAAUUCUUGCUACCUCUUGCUUGAUUCCUCCAAUUUCGAGUUUCAUGCAAAAUCACCAAGAAAAUUAAAGAAGUGUAACAGGUUGAUCAGUGGCGCAAAAUUUACAAAAAAUUAUAGAGGGGACUGUUCAUGAUCUAUCGACUACCCCCUAGGUCGAAAUUUCCCUAAACCAACAUUCUCCUGCCUUCAAAGUCUACUGUUGUGGCCAAUCAUUUCGUAUGGACACCUUCACCAUAGCCUAUUUUGCCUGUUGUUGCCUUACCCUCCAUCUCUCACUUGAAGGUGAGGCCGAUGGUAACCUGGGAGCGAGUCCUUAACCAUCAUGGCGGGACAACAGAUGGAAGUCGUAGUUGGGACCUAUGAACAAGUUUUGGUCGGAUUUGACGUUGUCGAUGGAGAGGAAGAGCUUGAGGUAACUUUCACAUGCUUAGAAUUCCACAGAGAGAAGAUUUCUUAAAUAACAAUUGAAUUAUUUUUGUGUUCAUCGUCGAGCAGUAUAGACUAAAACCGAUCUUCGCGGAGAAAGAGCAUGCGGGUUGUAUCAAAUGUGCCGCUAACAAUGGCCAGUUUCUCGCGACUGGAAGCUCAGAUGAAACGAUAAGGUGAGUUAAUACCAUAAUUAAUUUUCAAAUGUUAAGAGGGAGAAAAGAUCAGAACAAGCGCUUGAAGUAGACUGCUGAUCAGAGGUAGGUUCCAAGACAUCUUUGUUCCUCAUACUCUUUUCCAUGGUGUAGCACCCAAGAGGAGAAACAGCUCUUCACCCUACAGGUCAACAAUGGAACAACAAUACCUGGUACACCAUACUUACCAAGAUAAUAUUAAGGAAAGAUGAACAACUUUGUUACCGUAUAGAAAAUCAAGUCUAAUAUAGAAAAUCAGCCUGUGAGGCCAAGGCCAUUUUUUUGAAAACUCACUACCUACACAAGCCUCUCAAGUUUAUAAAAGUUUUCAUACGUGGCAUAAUUUUCCUUCAAAUUGCACCAUGUGCUUGCAUUAUAUUGUUUAAAUUACGUCAUUGUAAUUACUAGACUUAAAAAUUAUGAGUAAAAUUAAAACAAAAUGGUAAACAAGUGUUCCACCUCUUUUUACACUGACUUAGAUUAUACAGUCUUAAGGAUCACAAAGAGCUUGGUGCCUUAAUGCAGCAUGAGGGUAUGUAGAAAUGGUUGAAAGCAUUUUAAAGGUUUUAAAAAAUUGCUAGCUCCUAGUUAAAUCAUGAUCUUCAAGGUUUUUGUAUGGUCUCGUAGCAAAAGUGGACUGUCCCCUAUUGAAAAUUUUGUUGUAAUACAGUUCAAUUCCUUCAAUCAACUUUAGCUACUGAAUGGAAUUCAUUUCAUGAUCAGGGUUGUAAAAAUAAGGUGGCAAUGGGCACAUUUCACUAUCUACUCUGAGAGAUGCUUCAGUUACUCCUGGGGAGUGGCAUUGAACCCUUAAUGCCAUGUAUUCUAUAUCACAGUCUGGUCACUCAAAACCUUUCUGACAAUCCUGUGUAAUGUAUAAAAGUAAACAUGCCUUCUUUCUGUAAAGUCACUUGAUGUUAGUGUGUAGAAUUAUAAUGCCAAAGCAAACUUUAGAAAGCCUUUUAUAUGUAAUGUUUUAAAGGGAAUGCUGUUUAAUACAUGUCAUUAAUACAUUUCUACAACUUGCUAGGAUAUUCCUUUGAUUCUUAAGGCAAAAAAGAGGCAAAAUCUUGCAUUUGCUUGCUAAUUCAUUAACAGUUGCCAUAUUGCAAAUUCUUCCCCUCCAGACAAUCCUAAUCCCACUGUCAAUGGCCUCAGCUGUUGCAUUUUCCCCCACCACCUUGGUCAUUUUCAUAUUUUCACUAAGUCAUAAGUAUUGGUUAGUUUCAUGUACUUGUUUUGUUAUCCUCCAAUGGAACAAAGCUCAUAAAGAAAGAAUGAUACAUGCACAUAACUAUUUGGUUUGUUUAUUCUUAGUACUCCUUUUGUUUAUCAUAGGCACAAUAACAUGUUUGACAUUUCAUAACAGUACUCAUAUGCUAAGUGCUAGUGAGGACAAUACAAUUUGUGUUUGGGAAUGUCGUACAUGGGAAUGCCUUAAAACAUUAAAAGGUCACAGGUAAAUGUUUCUCAAAGUUGUUUCCACCUACAUUUAGUCUCUACUGUACUUGGUGUAAGGCCAAGAUAAUUCUAAAUUGUGUAAAUGAUUAUUGAUAAGUGUUAAAUUGUGUAAUAAAUGUUAAAAAAGUUCUUAAGUCAAAGGAAACAGUUCAUUUCUAACCUUUUCUGAAGACCUGAAUAAAUAUAUGAUGAAUUGAAGUCCAGGCCUUCACAUUGUGUAGACCAAUGCUUUAGCACUGAGUUAUGAACUAAUAUGAACUCGAUGUAGCAACCAAUGUCAGCUAUUUUCAGUGACUGAGCUCCAAAAUUUUUCAAUCUUUCUUGUUCUGUUUCUUGUCCAAACCUUUACUAAUGAGCAGUCAAAGUCUUAAACUUCAAAUUUACAGUACAAGGAUUUUUACAGAAACUUUGACCUAGUGAAGGAGAAGUGAAAAUUGAUCCUCCAUAUAUUUUAUUACCUUCAAAAUUUAAAACAAAAGGGCAUAAUUCACCUUCAUUAAUCAUGAUAGCUCUGUAACUAAUCAUGGUACAAUUGUCUGUAAAGCAAUGAUUUAAUGGAAAAAAUUUAUACUUUUCCCAGGGGCCAUGUAAAUUCAGUUUCUGUACAUCCCUCUGGAAGACUGGCUCUCUCUGUUUCUAAAGACAAAACAUUAAGGUAUUGUAUUAAAGUAAAACAGAUAUUAUCACUUUAUUUGACUUAUAAAUUGCAUCAAGACAACUUUCUAAGUAUACUUGUAACUCUCAAGUAAGUCAUUACUAGGCCUUGGUAAAGUUCUGGUAUCUCCAAACAAUCUUUCCUUCCAUCUCUUUAUUUCAACUAAUGCUUUUCCAAUAAAGAGUCAAGGAACCUUUACUAUGAAGAUAAACAAAAUUGAUAUGAUAUUCCUUGGAUGCCACUGAUUUCAUUUAAAUCUGAAUUUCAAUUGGAAAACAACCUUAUAGCCAAUGUUUUGAUAAGACUGCUCAGUUCAUUUAAACUGAAAUAUUGCAUACUACAUUCUGCUAAUAAUUAAACCACCCUGCACAGUUUUUGCCACAUUAUGCAAAGAGCUUCAAUUUCUUUUGAGGCAUUUCACCUUUACUAAAGGUACUUUUUAUUAAGCAAAUAAUGUUUUUUUCAAACAGAACAUGGAAUCUUGUGACUGGAAAAUCAGCCUAUGUCACCAAUAUCAAAGAAGGUAUGCUAUUACAUAUUAUUAAUCUUUUGUUAGAGCCCUGCUUUCCCUUACCCUGUCAGUUAUUUUGGGUGUACAAACUUUCAUUUAUUUAUUUGUUUGUUCCCUGGGACACCAGCUGCCUUACAGGUUAAGUGGUCCCCUGCAGGAGACAGCUAUGCUGUUGCUAUUGGAACAAAAGUAGUUGUUUACAAACUUGCAGUAAGUUUACUCAGACUCUAAGUAUACUUUAUAGUUCAUUCAAAAGGCAGCAAGCAUGCACAUACAUUCAGACAUGGAAUGAAGCUUUUGAAUUUUGAAAUGUGGCAAAGGCGGCAGUGAUCAAUCCACUAGACUUGUUUAAUGUUGAAUUGCCUCAAUUUUAUUCUAUUAUUUGGCCUAGCUUCCCAAUAACUUCCCCAAAAUUCAAUUGGUAUAAUAUCUUACCACAAAAUUAGAAACUAGCUCCAGUUUAAAUAUCUUUGUUUUUUUUUUCUAUGUUCCAUUCUCAUUAAAAAAAAUUUUAACAUCAUUCUUUAUUUUUAUCAUAUUUAGACAGCUGCCUUAUCUUUUACAAUGGAGUUCUCCAGAUAUGUGUUGGCUUUGGAGUUUCUCUCGGUAAGAGAACAAUACUUUGUAGUGUUUGAUAUGCCAGUUAGAUUAUUUGAUCUUAAAGAACUACACUGUACUGUGCAGUAGAAAAACAUUUCUGUUAUUUUUAACCAUCUUAGGAAAAUAUCCUGGCUGCAGGUGGAGAAUUUGAAGGAAUAAGAAUAUUGGAUAUUGAAAAGGAAGAGUGUCUUCAGACAGUGAAAGGACAUGAAAGCAGGUGAAGAACUUAAAUUACCCAUAGAAAGUACAUGUAAGAAAUGCAGGCAGAUAGACCAAGACAAUAUUGUCUUACAGGUUGUCUGUUUUCCGGCUUUUGAGCCUUGAGUUUCAUAAUCCUUUUACCCCAAAGACAUGAGAGCUAAUCUUAAUUGUCAAUUAACAUUCACUUCUACAUGUAUGUGCUGAAAUGGAAAGAAUUUGAUAUUUCAUCAAUGCAGUGUCUAUUUCCUAAAUUUUGUUUAUCAUUCUGUUUACUGGUCUUGUAAAUUGUAAGGAGAUUAUGGCGUAGAUCUCUUGUGGUAACAUGAAAUUCGUUGUUUAUAUAAACAUAAAAUUUUGUUUAUAUUGCCUUCUUCAAAGAAUACCCCUUUUGACUUGCUGCAUACAUUACAUUCCUUUCAUGAACCCAGAUACCCACUUAAAUAUGUGAUUCUUUAUUUAACGCGAGUUUAAGUCCUAAUCCACUGUCCAGUUGACAAGAAUUUAAAUUGGUUGUGAGCUUGAUAUAGUGCCAAAUUCCCCUUAAAUUGUGUCUUAGAAAAGAUAUGCACCCUUGAUGGGAGAAUUGCUAAUCGCAUCUUGCUCAUCGAAGGUUUAAAUCGAGUUACUGCAGCGCCAGUGGUAGCGGUAUGUAUGUAGUAACUUUAAAUUGGCAUGUCUUUCUAGGAUAAAAGAUCUCUGCAUGACAGACGAUUUGCUGAAAGAGGAAACUGGGCGUUUGGUUUUGUUUUCGACGUCAUCCGAUGGAGAUUUAAGAGGCUGGGCUUUCAACCCUGAAAACGUAAGAAUUUACCUUCUUUCGAGUGAGUCUUGAAAUCUCUAUCUCCAACUGACUUGUUUUUCUAUCCAUAUGUGAAGUUUGAAGAAGAUGCUAAGCUUGUAGCGAGGUAUCAAGUACCUGGACGACCAACAUGUCUAACGGUCGUGGGCAGGCGAUCGGUACCUGCUGCGGCAAAAUCUGAGCUGGAGACAAAAGCUGUGGAGUCCGAGCAACCUACAAAAGUGAAGAAGAAAAAGGAAAAAGGAAAGAAUGAAAGAAGAACCACAAGUGUUUCAGGUAUUUCGGUUCCAUGGCAAAUCAUAUGCAAGCAUUGAGGUUUUUAAAAUAACUCAUCGCUGCUUCAUGGUGUUUUUUUUUUUUUAUGAUUGACUAAGACGAUAACUGAGAAUAAAAACAUGUUUUUGAAUAAAGCAUUUAGGAUUUUCUUAGGGAACCUUACAAGAUUUCUAAGACAGGCCUUGCCUAGAUUAGCACCAGCUAUCUGCGGGCCAGACUAGCUGUAGCUUCUAUUUUGAGAAUGAAAAAUAGAGAACGUUGUUAUUGUUCUUGUUAUUUUAGAAAUUUACAGCUACCAGUUUCGUUUCUCUUUAGCUGACGAGCCCAAAAAGAAAAAGAACAGAACAAAGAAGAGGAGAAGGUCCGCUAAGAAACGAGGCGAUUCCGGUCUUAAAACGACAGAGGGAUUUAGCAGCACCAAUGAAAAAACUAAAGAUGAAACUGAAAUGGUGGAAGGAACUGAAAACGGACAAAGCGAUGGUAGUAAUUCUAGUGGGGAAGACGAAUGAAGUUAAAGAAAAGCGUGGGAUUUACUUUAUAUUGAUACACUCAGUAAAAUGAUUCAGUAAAAGGUCGUGGUCAAACACUUCUACGAGCGAGGAAACAUGCGCGCUAUGGGUUCGCCCUAUGUGCAUCUCACUGCACUGCUGUCCUGGCUCAGUUGUCUGUGUUCCUGUUAUCGAGGAUUAGUCUGUCUUGAGCUGAAAAGACCUUGAUGCUCAGCUAAUCGAAAAAGUACGAUUAAGUUUGGUUAAAAUCUACUCCGUGUGCUCUCUAACAAUGAGGUGUAAAGAUCACUCUAAAAGGUGGAAAAUCUGAAAUCCCAUAUGGUUAAUUCAAACCUUAUAUGUGAAAAGGCAGGCAGCCGCCAAGAAGAGUGGCAAGAAGAGUUGCGCUUAAAUUAAUGGCUUGGCCAGAUACGAUCAGUAUUUUCCGUCCAUCACUCAAAGAAAUGCCUCGGUUGUAGAUCUACACCAAGCAGUGAAUUAUUAAAAUGGAGAUCUGCUCCAUGACAAUUUUAGCUUCGUGAUAAAUACGAAUGAACUAGCGUGCGUAGCGAAGGAGAUUAUUCGCAUGAUGGCAUAAUCGGUAAGGGGGUUUGUUAACCGCGGAAAGAAGGAGAAGAAGCGAUUGACAUCUCUAGACACUUCGUGGUUCUUACGAGAAAUAGUUUACCGUUUUUUAUUGUAUAAAGACUAUGAAUAAAC
This is a messenger RNA of Pocillopora meandrina, 8762 nucleotides long. Lineage: Eukaryota; Metazoa; Cnidaria; Anthozoa; Scleractinia; Pocilloporidae. The record is from the annotation of a GenBank genome assembly.